AUGAUGCAGUGGCAGCAAUGGCCCCAACAGGGGCAGCAACAACAAUGGGGGCAGCCGCAGUGGGGGGUGCAGCAGUGGGGAGGGGGGGUUCAGCAGGCCCAAUGGGGUGGCGGAGGACAACCCCAAUGGGGACCGCAGCAGCAACAGCAGGGCCAGCAGCAGCAGCAGCAGCAGCUGCAACAGUGGCCUCAGCAGCAGGUUGGAGGAUCCCAAGCCAAUGAUGGCUACAUCGUCUGCUGCGUACCUGUCAUGAACGGCAUGCAGCAGAACAUGCAAGGAAUGCAAAUGCAGGGUGGGCAGAUGAUGAUGGGAAUGGGGCAGCAGAUGCAAGGGAUGCCUGCGCAGGGCGGGCAGAUGAUGAUGGGAAUGGGCAUGGGCGGUGUCAUGACACCGGUCAUGAAUCAAGGGUUUCAAGGCCAGUUCAACGGCGACUUCAAGGGCAACUACAAAGGCGGAAAGGGCGGUGGAAAAUUUAGCCGCACUGGCCUUAGCCCGGAUGAAGAUGCGAAUUGGCGCUCAAGGCCCUCUCCUACAGGGGCCCCCGUGGGAAAGGGCCCGGCAGAUUCAGCGAUGUAUUUGUCGCGUUCGGCCGUCACCUCCUCGAUGAAAAGACCCAAAGAGGGAGCAGUGCCUUUCAAAGCAGAUCUUGCAGUACCUUCGCCUGAAGCUUCCGAGGAGCUCGAGGAAGAAGAACCUGCUGAGGUAGUACCGCCAGCUUCAAACGAGGUCACACAGGAGGAGGAGGAGGCUCCUGAAACCGCGGACGCUCCUGAGGCCGAGGCGGAAUCCAACGAGCCGAGCGAGCAAGCAGAGGCCGACGCCUCCAGCGACUGGUCCGAG
Molecule: messenger RNA, 840 nt
Organism: Symbiodinium necroappetens
Lineage: Eukaryota; Dinophyceae; Suessiales; Symbiodiniaceae
Source: the annotation of a GenBank genome assembly